UAGAAAACGGAGACCAACGAGAGAGACAACAAGAGACAAAAAAAAAUUUUCUCUCAAUGAAACGCCAAAAUUAGCGCCUUUUUAGCUUGAUGCUGUAGCAGAAGAAACAUUCCCAGUGGCAUUUCUCGCAAGAAAAUGGCCACGAUAGUUCCCCCUCAGCCUCCAAAUGACCCAGACUUGGAGGUGAAGGUAAAGAAAGCUCUGGAACGCGUGAGUGAGAACAUCCACAUAUCUGCCAACGAGCCCUCGCUAGCUGUCUACCGUCUCCAGGAACAUGUCCGGCGCGCCCUUCCACCCACAGUGUCGCGGAGGCAGCAUGUUACUGCCCUCCACUCACAGCUUCAGGGAGCAUGCUAUGAUGUUGAGUACGCUCUAGGGGCUGUACGCAGCAUGCAUGACGCGAGCGAGAAGUUCUCCUCCCUGCAAGAGCUGCUGAAGAGUGCCAUUUUCCACCGUCAGCAGCUGAAAUAUGAGCAGACCCGCAGGAAGCAGAGGGAGCCCAGCAUGUACAAGAGGCUCUCCUCCCACAUCUCUUCCAUCGACCUUCCUGACCUGCCUGACUUGCCGGACGCCUUCCGUGAGACUGCCUCCCGCGUUGAGUCUGCCCUCCAGCACGCCCGCAGCUCCUACGAAAGCCACACACGCAACCUCGGAGGACAAAGAUUCAGACGAGGACCUGAGGUAGCAAGAGAAAAGGGGCAAGGGCAGAUGCGCCGCGUCUGCCUCCUCAGCGGAAAAGGCUACCACCAGAGACUGUG
Molecule: messenger RNA, 758 nt
Organism: Penaeus monodon (black tiger shrimp)
Lineage: Eukaryota; Metazoa; Arthropoda; Malacostraca; Decapoda; Penaeidae
Product: BLOC-1-related complex subunit 8 homolog
Cellular component (GO): BORC complex
Source: RefSeq, a predicted model, not a curated record